Messenger RNA from Parascedosporium putredinis, 2946 nucleotides. NCBI's taxonomy places the organism in Eukaryota, Fungi, Ascomycota, Sordariomycetes, Microascales, Microascaceae. The record is from the annotation of a GenBank genome assembly.
AUGUCGGCCCCUCACCGCUCCGUGGCCAACAUCCGCGGAGGCCAGGGCCCUGGCGGCAGCGGCAGCGGCAUCACGCCUUCGAGCCCGCACACGCCGGCGCGCGCCGCGCCUUCGGCCUUUGGCUCACCCUCCACGCUGCGCGCCGAAGAAGACCUCCUCGUGAUCGAGAUCGGGUCUCGUUUCGGCGUGGGUGGAGGGUGCCGAGGACGAUUGGACGAAGCGAGAGAGGGGUCGCGCUGGGGCGAGGACUACGAGCUGUGGAGACACCUAUUAAUUGACUCGAAACCGAGACGGACGGCCCUCGUUCUGCCCGCGUCCCUUCCCCUUCCUCUCCUUUCUACAACCCUCGACCUAAUGUUCAACACUUUCCAAUCGCCGACCAUAUCCCUCCUCUCGAGCGCUACAAUGACUGCCAUUGCAGCGGGCGUGCGCUCCGCCCUCGUAGUGGACCUUGGAUGGGCGGAGACGGUUGUGACGACCAUAUACGAAUACCGCGAGGUGAGCUGCACACGAAGCGUGCGGGGAGGAAAACACUUGGUGUCUUCGCUACACAGGAUCAUAAGGGAUGCCCUACGGGAACAAGGGACGACCGUCGCAGAGACGGAUGAAGACGAGGUGGAGGAGCGUCACAUACUCAGUUUUGGCGAGUGCGAGGAUAUAUGUACAAGGGUGGUCUGGUGCAAGCCCUCCAAUGGGACCGCCCAGGCGCGACGAGGCCAAAGGGAUGGGAACGGGGCGGGCGAGGAAGACGGAGAAGGGCUAGCUACGGUCCAGGAGCAAGACGAGCUCGAGCACGAGGUGCCUUCCGCCGCGCGGGAGGCCAAAACGAUCACCAUCCCUCUACAAACUACGAGGCCGCCGACGAGACUGAAAGUGCGGUUCUCGCGGCUCGCGGACGCCUGUGAAAGUACCUACUUUGAAGAAAGGCCGGGCGCGCCGUACACAUUCGACGACGAGGAACUCCCGGUUCACUGGCUCGUGUACCAACACCUGCUCCACCUACCCUUAGACGUCCGGGCGAUUUGCAUGUCGCGCAUCAUCUUUACAGGAGGCUGCUCCAAGAUUCUCGGCCUCAAGGGGCGAGCAUUCGACGAGGUCGCGGAGCUAGCGCGAACGAGAGAUUGGGAUCCCGUCACGGGCCGGGGCGCGGACGCCCGGGGGCGGCGGCAGCCGGGACUGAGCGGCUCGCCGGCGCAGGACGAGGACGAGGACGGGGUGUGGCACGACGCGGCCAACGCGGGGCCCGAGACCAACGCGAUCGACGAGAAGCUGGACAGGCGCAAGACGACGCGCGUGGUCCAGGGCGAGCUUAGGGCGCUCGAGUCCCUGGGUCCCUGGGCGGGGGCAGCCUGGCGUGUCAGCUCAAGGUGCCGGCGACCGGCGGAUGUGGAUGUCAAGACGCAGCAGAGGCAGAGCCUAGGGGCUGGGGGUCUGAUGCGUGGCGCGGCGGGGGCCAGGAUCGGACGUGGACUCUGGGGUAUCCCCAACAAUGACGGCGGCCCGACCUACGCGCCGCCGCCUCUCCCUGCUGGCUGGAUAGCUCAGUGGGAUGGUGCGAGCAGGAAAUACUACUUUGUCCAGCUCUCGACCGGCGACUCGCAGUGGGAGACUCCCACCGAGGCCGCUCCCACCGGUGUCACCCCGGGCCCCAACGUCGACCACCCUUAUGGCACCCCGCCCCUCGCCGAGAUCAUCACUCACCCGGACGGUAGCCAGACGAGGAAGCACCCUGACGGAACCAUGGAGCCCGUCUUGCCCACUGACGGAUCGAGGGGCAUGGGUGACGGAACUGGUGAUCGUGGCUUCGGUUCCAUGGCCUUUAACCUCCUCGCCGGAGGCAACAAGAAGCAGAGCCAACAAUCGAGUAGCCCCCUCGGCCUCGCCGGUCAGCUCAUCGGCAGCGUAGCCGGAGGCGGUGGUCACGGCGGCAGCAGCAGCGGUGGCAAGAAUUCAGGUGCCGGCAAGCUCGUCGGCGCCCUCGCCUCCAACCUCUUCUCGUCGGGCGGGAGCGGAAGCAAGCCGCCGCAAAACUACCACGGGGAUACCUCUUCCAGCUCUCACUCCAACAACGCUCACGGUGCCGCUGCCGGUGGCCUCAUGGGUGGUGUCGCAUCUUUCUUGGGCGGCGGGAAACACAAUCAGUCGGGCCAAAACUUUGGAUACUCGGGCGCGGGCACCGGCGGCACCUAUUCUGGCCAAGAGCCGCCUUCCUCGUACCAGGCGCCGACGGGCGGAUCCGCUGCUCCCCUUCGAGCUCGCAUUCGCAGUCUCAGUCGUAUAAGCCUCCCAAGACCCAGCAGUCUCAUGAUUACUAUCCUCCUCCUCCCAGCCAGGAUCAUAAUAAGCCCGGCCAUGGAUCCGGGCAAGGACAAGGACAGGGUCAUGGCCAAGGCCAAGGCCAAGGGUAUGGCGGUUCGAACCACGGCCAGAGUCACGGACAGAGUCAUGGCCAGAGCCAGGGCCCGAGCCACGGUUCGGGAUACGGAUCUUCCGGGCCCAACUCUGGACACGGCCCUGGACAGUCUAGCUACGGACAACAACAGCAUCAGCAGCAACAAGGCUCCAACAACUAUGGCUCUGCUCCCGGCCAGCCCAGCUACGGCGGUCCCCAGGGCCAAGGGCAAGGAGGGUACGGUGGUUCUCAGGGCCAUGGCCAAGGUGGUUAUGGCGGCCCUCCAAGCCAAGGUCAAGGUGGCUACGGCGGUCCUCAAGGCCAAAGCCAGGGCGGCUAUGGUGGGCCUCAGGGCCAGAGCCAAGCCCUCGUACGGAGCUCCUCCUAGCCAGUCUUCGUACGGGUCCUCUAAUCAGCCUUCUUAUGGCCAACCUCCCACUCACUACGGCGGCAGCGGCGCCGGAAGUCAUACCGGCCAGUCUUACCAGCCGCCGUCUCAGUAUGGCAGUGGUAACUCGAAUAGCCAGCAGUUUGGCAACAACCCGCAGUUCUAA